AUGUGGGUUGGGAGUGGCCGCAGCUCCGGCACGGGCUUGCGCACAGUCAGCGCUCAGCCGCCGCCCAGCAUGGACGAGAAGCCCGAGAUCCAGCUCUUCGUCAAGGCGAGCGAGGACGGGGAGAGCGUGGGGCACUGCCCCUUCUGCCAGCGGCUCUUCAUGGUGCUGCUGCUCAAAGGAGCGCCCUUCACCCUCACCACCGUGGACACGAAGAGGGCACUGGAUGUGCUAAAGGAUUUCGCGCCCGGCGCUCAGCUGCCCGUUCUGCUCUACAACGGAGACUCCAAGACCGAUACAGUCACCAUCGAGGACUUCCUGGAGGCCAGGCUGGCCCCCCCCGCGUUCCCCAGCCUGGUCCCGCGGUACAAGGAGUCAAGGCUGGCUGGAAACGACAUCUUCCACAAGUUCUCCACCUUCAUCAAGAACCCAGUGCCUGCUCAGGAUGAGGCGCUGCAGCGGAACCUGCUGAAGGCUCUGCUGAAGCUGGAUGAGUACCUGAGCACACCCCUGGAGCAUGAGCUGGCCCGAGAGCCCCACCUCCGCACCUCCCAGCGCCGCUUCCUCGACGGCGACCAGCUCACGUUGGCUGACUGCAACCUGCUGCCCAAGCUCAACAUCGUGCAGAUUGUCUGCCAGCAUUACCGCCGCUUCGGCAUCCCCAAGGACCUGCAGGCUGUGUGGCGCUACCUUAACAACGCUGCUGAAACCAAGGAGUUCAAGUACACCUGUCCCAGCAGUGAGGAGAUCGUGCAGGCCUACCGCUCCGUCGUCCGGUCCCCGCAGUGAGCCGGGCAGACGCCCAGGCGGGCACAGGGCCGGGCACCAGCUCAGCACCUGCCUGGUCCUGCUGCUCCCACCGCCAUCCUGCCCGCACGCGCUUGGGGAGGGCAGAGCAUCGGCACCCAAAUUUCCCCAGCUGGCACCCAAGGUGCCUCACACUGAGCCUGCCAAUGCUUUCUUGCUUCUCGUGUCACCCUCUCUGCUUGGCCGGGACACCCUCGACCCACCCUGUGGUCCCUCAAGCUUUAAGGAUGGGUACAGCCAUGGGCACCGCUUGAAACAGAACUGGGUGAUGCAGAGGGAACACUGGGGGCUGGGGAAGAAAACCUGCCUGGAGGGCAGUGCACUGCAGUGGGAAUCCCUGCAGCCGCCCACCACACGAGCUGCCCUAAGCAGGGCUGUGGCCAGGACAGCUGGCACUGCAGUGUCUGUGAGCAGCAGCACAGGGUGAGGGGAACAGGCACAGGUGUGGCAAAGCCCUGGGAAUGGAGCUGGAGGGGACACUGCAGCACCCUGCCCUGUCACCACUGCCCUGGCAAGGGGAGCAGAGGGCAAUGUCCCACCAGGACUUGCUGCUAGGAAGCUCUCUGGAGCAGAUUUGGGACAGGGAUGGGGAUGAAAUGGGGAAAGUCCAAGCCAUGCAUCAGAGCACUUGGAAAUCAAUAAAGGCUUUGCAAGUGAGACAGGAGUGUGUCUGCAGUGACCUGCUGCUGUAGCUGCCCCCUUUGCAUGGCUUGGCUCUUUGGGAGGGUGGAGAGGCUCUCACCAGUCACCCACUCGUCACUGGCACAAAACUGGCGAGAAAGCGCACUCUUUGGAGCCUUUGAGCUUCCAGAUUGAGCUGAAAUUGGCUGCUGAGCAAUAGAAGUGUAGAAUGAAAUGACAUACACACUGUCACGCUGGCCGGGUACCCAGACCUGCUGGCCAAAACCAGAAAUGAGCUUUACUGGCAAUAAGUUAAGCACAGACAACCUU
This is a messenger RNA of Centrocercus urophasianus (Greater sage-grouse), 1755 nucleotides long. RefSeq names its product chloride intracellular channel 3 (gene CLIC3). The record is from RefSeq and is a predicted model, not a curated record. NCBI's taxonomy places the organism in Eukaryota, Metazoa, Chordata, Aves, Galliformes, Phasianidae.